Molecule: messenger RNA, 934 nt
Organism: Aspergillus ruber CBS 135680
Lineage: Eukaryota; Fungi; Ascomycota; Eurotiomycetes; Eurotiales; Aspergillaceae
Exons: 1
Source: RefSeq, a predicted model, not a curated record
UCCUGCUCAUUGUAGAUGUGUUGGGUUGGCAGGGAGAUACAUUUGCACUUUGCUGAACCAAUCGCCAUCUGUCUUACACGCUCAUUGACUUUAUGUACAGGCCCAAUGUAAGGGCCUAUGAGAAUACUGCACUAACAUGGGGUGUGUUUUAUGGCAACAUGAAAAUCAUGCAAGAUGCUGUUGAGCAUGGCGAGAUCAUAAAUUCUAAUGGAGCAGUUCUCCUCCAGACAUCUCGGGAAUAUCAAACCAUUUUGAUGACUUCUGCCUUCAUAUCCGGCUUGAAGUGACCACGUAUAACUCAUCUUAUAUCCUGGAUGACGGUAUCGCCACACCCCUGAUCCUCGCGGCUGGUUCAGGGCGUUCCGAUACAGCUCGGUUUCUCCUUCAGCACGGCACAUAUAUCAAUCACAUUGAAAAGGACAUGACAGCAGUAAUGGCUGUUGCACAGGGAGGUCAUACCAACAUGGUCGAGUUUAUGCUGCAAGAUUAUGCAGAGGUCACGCUCAGGAAAAGCACGAAUGCGUCGGAUUUGGUAGCUGACAGUGAUCACAUCAGUACUCUAGAUGAGCUACUUCGGCAUGGUGCAGAUCCCGACGACUAUGUUGAAGAGAGCCUGGCCCAUGCUCAGGACCCUUAUGACUCCGACUCCGACCUCAACUCGUAUCCAACUAUCAUCAAGGUGAUAUAAAAUGAUCGUUUUGAAAUGGUCUAGAUGUUGCUCGACUACGGUUCCGACAUUCAGGUCGAAGGCUUCUAGAGCAAGACGCCUCUCAUGUACGCGAUUAAUAACGGCUAUUGGGAUAUGGUGCGGCUACUGUUGGAGAUGGGCGCAGAUUCCACCGAAGAACACGAUAUGAACGGAGCGAGGGGUACUCAAUCCACUCCUUUACCCCCGAGGAAGAAGGAAGUGAAUAGGAUGAUGCAUCAUCCUAAG